This is a messenger RNA of Scleropages formosus (Asian bonytongue), 1306 nucleotides long. It is a transcript of the gene mitd1, whose product is annotated as MIT, microtubule interacting and transport, domain containing 1. Gene Ontology annotation, cellular component: midbody. The transcript has 7 exons. Gene Ontology annotation, biological process: midbody abscission. The record is from RefSeq and is a predicted model, not a curated record. Lineage: Eukaryota; Metazoa; Chordata; Actinopteri; Osteoglossiformes; Osteoglossidae. The coding region runs from base 303 to 1046 and encodes 247 amino acids.
CACAAGCGUCCAAUGCGGAAGUGGCUCCUUCUGUACUAAAAUGUAUAGAAGCAAGAAUUUUGUGUAACUCAGGGGAAAAUUUCAUUAUAUGUAAAUGUCACACUAUAUGUAUAUCCCGAAAGACUUCCAUGUGUUCCGGGGUCGGUAACACUUUUUUGAAAAUUGGUGAAACGGCGGCUCGUGUUUGCAGAGCAGACAGAAACGUAGACUAAACCCAGACUAUAUUGUAUUGAAUAGAUAGUUAAAUUCUAUUCGGGGUAACUUGCGCGGUAUUGACCUGUAAGGAAGGAAAAUAAAAAGGUAUGAGUCACAACAACGUGCCUGGGAUGGAGGCGUCGGCGGUGUCCGUCCUGAAGAGAGCGGUGGAGCUGGACAACAGCUCCCGCUUCCAGGAGGCCAUCGUGUGCUACCAGGAGGGCAUCCAGUUGCUGCUCGAUGUUAUGAAAGUGCUCAAGGAUGAGUCGAAGAAGGCACACUAUCGGGAGAAGAUCAAGGGCUACAUGGAGCGCGCAGAACAGAUUAAAUCGCACCUGGUCCGAGAGAAAGGAGAGGGAAAAUAUCACGAACAGAUUAAAAUUGCAGAGAAUGCUACAGGAUUCAGCUAUGAAACACUUUUCAAGCCUUACAUCAGUGAAGUGCUGACAGAAGUGUGGGUGGAGGACCCCUACAUCAGGCACACCCAUCAGCUGUAUAAUUUCCUACGCUUUUGUGAAAUGCUUCUCAAGGCUCCCUGUAAAGUAAAGACUAUCCAUCUGCUGACCUCUUCAGAUGAUGAAGGGAACUUGUCUCAGCAGACCAGUGCACUAACUGAAAUAAAGCAGUCCCUGCAGACCCAUGGGGUGACAUUAGACAUUCAGUUCUCCUCCACCAUUCAUGACAGAGAAAUCAGGUUCGAUAAUGGCUGGAUUGUCAAGAUUGGAAGAGGUCUGGACUAUUAUAAAAAACCAAAGAGCCGUUUUGCUGUUGGAUAUUGUGACUAUGAUCUAAGACAGUGUCAAGAGACAACAGUGGACGUUUUCCACACAAAACACACAAAGACAUCUUAGCUCCCCGCAAGCUAAACCUGCUGCCUUCAGUUACGUGCUGGACUCCUCAGACACAAGAUGGAAAGAACACUGGGAGGAAACGGUCCUGCUACCAAAGUUCUUAAAUACACUUAUCUGGAUACCUUUGCUGGAUAAGCUAUUAAUUGAUUUUCUGCCUUGCACACUAAAAACCAAGUGCUUUUACACCCACACGCUUUGUUUGAAACCGCUUGUCCCAAGCGGGAUUGCGGGGAGCCGGAGUUCAACCCAGCAAAACAGGG